UGCAGGCGCGUACACCCUCUGCAGUCACAGCUACUCUUUAUCAUGUAUGACAGCCAUGCUCCGCAGCUUCUCCUGUCUAUAUUCCUCUUCUGUUUCGGAGUGAAGGCGAUGACUGACCACUCCUGUUUUAACACGGACUUAGUGGACAUGGUGGUCCCCGUGGAGCUCUCUGGAGAGGAGGCUCACCUGUUGCAUGACUCAUCCAGGCGCAGCGCGCGUCGGCGCGGCCAGCGCUCUGUCGAUUCCCGGGGUGGACUAAACUCUGUGGAGGACACCUUGUUUUUAUCUUUACCUGCGUUUGGAAAAGACCUGUACUUACGCCUGAAAAGGGAUGCCGCUUUUCUGUCUGAGGGGUUUGUGGUCGAGGAGAGGGGAGGCGAAACAGACCCCCCUAAAUGGUCGCACCUGGCCAGAGACCAGCUCUGCUUCUACUCGGGAUGGAUUGUCAACCACACUGACUCUUUUGCCUCCCUCAACACCUGCAGCGGUCUGACUGGACUGGUCUAUACAGGAGAGGACAGUCUCUUCAUCCAGCCGGUCAGCAGUUCUUCCGACUCCUUUUCCGGGCUGCAGCACAGGGUGGUCCGACACCGCCGCUCAGCCAAGACCAGCCCUCCUUCUGCCCCUCCCCCUGGAUCCACAGCUGAAGAUAAGCAGCCCAAGGACUGCGGCACCAUUCCAGAGAGAAGGAGGAACACCAUCCAUCUGAAUGGGUUGUAUACGGUAGAGACGGUGGUGGUGGCAGACUCAGACAUGGUGCAGUACCACGGGGCAGAGGCCGCGCAGAGAUUCCUGCUCACCGUCAUGAACAUGGUGUACAACAUGUUUAACAGCAAGAGUCUGGGCGUCAGAAUCAACAUACGGGUCACCAAGCUGGUCCUGCUCCACAACCGCCCAGACAAGCUGAAAGUGGGCCACCACGGAGAAAGGUCCCUGGAGAGCUUCUGUCAGUGGCAGUGGGAGGAGUACGGUGGCCCCCGUUACUUAGGCAACAAUUACGUGCCCGGGGGCAGGGAUGACAUCCCACCUGUGGACACGGCCGUGCUCGUCACUAGGACUGACUUCUGCGUGCACAAAGACCAGCCCUGUGACACAGUGGGUAUUGCCUAUCUGGGAGGGGCGUGCAGCUCCAAGAGGAAGUGUGUUCUGGCCGAGGACAACGGACUCAACCUGGCCUUCACCAUAGCCCACGAGCUGGGACACAACAUGGGGAUGAGCCACGAUGACGACCAUGCUACCUGUACAGGCCACUCCCACAUCAUGUCUGGCGAAUGGGUGAAGGGCCGUAACCCCAGCGACCUGUCAUGGUCCCCCUGCAGCCGUGACGACCUGGAGAAGUUCCUCAGGUCCAAAGCCAGCAGCUGUCUGCUCCACACAGACCCCAGAAGCCGCUACAAGGUCCGCCUGCCACCCAAGCUGCCAGGCAUGCACUACAGUGCAGACGAACAGUGUCAGAUCCUCUUUGGAACCAACGCCACCUUCUGCAAUGACAUGGAGCACCUGAUGUGCGCGGGCCUGUGGUGUUUGGUGGAAGGAGACAAGUCCUGUAAGACCAAGCUGGACCCUCCUCUGGACGGCACAGAGUGUGGAGCUGACAAGUGGUGCCGGGCAGGGGAGUGUGUAAGUAAAAGCCCUAUCCCACAGCAUGUGGAUGGGGACUGGAGCAUCUGGAGUCAGUGGAGCCAGUGCAGUAGAACCUGUGGCACCGGAGCCCAGUUCAGACAGAGGAAAUGUGACAACCCGCCGCCAGGUCCUGGUGGUAGUAACUGUCAGAAGGCCAGUGUGGAACAUAAAGUGUGUGAAGGUCCUCCCUGCCCUAAAGGAACACCCAGCUUCAGAGAGCUGCAGUGUCUCUCCCAUGACCGCCAGGCCGGAAAGAAGAAGAACAGCAUAUGGACCGCAGUCAAUAACGAUGAGAAGCCAUGUGCCCUGUUCUGUUCCCCUGUGGGGAGAGAUGCCCCCAUCCUGGUGGCAGAGAGAGUGAUGGAUGGAACACCAUGUGGACCCUACGAGUCAGACCUGUGUGUCAAUGGCAGGUGUCAGAAAAUCGGCUGCGAUGGCAUCAUCGGCUCGUCAGCCAAGGAGGACCGCUGUGGGGUGUGUAACGGAGACGGACACUCCUGUAAGAUAGUCAAGGGAGACUUCAACCACACCAAGGGCAGGGUCUCCUCUAGCCACUGUAAGAGGGUUUCUACCUGUGUGAUGGCAAAACCAAGGGCUGUCCCCAAGUGUUUAUCAUGUUACAUCGAGGCUGCUGUCAUCCCCGUUGGUGCUAGGAGAAUCAAAGUUGUGGAGGACAGGCCCUCACACAGCUUUCUGGCAAUGAAAGACUCUACCAAGAGGUCCAUCAACAGCGACUGGAAGAUCGAGCUUCCUGGAGAGUUCCAGCUGGCCGGCACUACAGUGCGCUACGUCCGGAGAGGACUCUGGGAGAAAAUGUCCGCCAAGGGGCCCACCAAGACCCCGCUGUACCUCAUGGUGCUGUUGUUCCAUGACCAGACCUAUGGGAUACACUAUGAGUACACAGUGUCUCUGAACGUAACUGAACGUGAUGAUGUCAGUGAGGAGCAGAGAGCACCAGAGCACCUCUACCUUUGGACACACAGUUCCUGGCAAGACUGCAACGUACAGUGUGGAGGAGGUGAGAGGAGGACAGUGGUGUCCUGUAUGAGGCUGGUCAAUAAAAGCAUGACUCUGGUGAAUGACAGCCUCUGCCAACCAGAGAACAGGCCGUUACCCCAAGUACGACGCUGCAACUCACACCCCUGCCAGUACAGGUGGGUGACAGGGGAGUGGGGCCAGUGCUCGGUGACGUGUGGGAAGGGUCUCCAGCUGCGUGAGGUGGGCUGUGUGUACCAGCUGCAGAACGGAUCCCUUAUCCACACACGGGACUUGUACUGCCAGGGGGGCAAACCCCCCGCCCUGCAGGGCUGCGAGGGACGCCACUGCCUCACUGCCUGGGAGGCCUCUGAGUGGUCCAAGUGUUCUUCAGACUGUGGCAGUGGGGUCCGUCGGAGGACAGUGAGGUGCACCAACCCCCAGGGGAACUGUGACCCCCUCUCUCAGCCUGCUGACCAGGAGCCCUGUGAGGACCACUCCAAAUGUUACGAGUGGAAGACUGGGGACUGGUCCAAGUGCUCGUCAUCCUGUGGGAAGGGCCUGCAGUCCAGAGUGGUCCAAUGUAUGCACAGAGUGACAGGUCGCCACGGUAAUGACUGCCCCGUGGUGUUCAGACCACCCACCUACCGGCCCUGUCACCAGGAGGCCUGCAAUGACAAAGUCAACGUCAACACCAUCACCUCCCCCAGAUUAGCUGCUCUGACCUACAAGUGCACAGGAGACCAGUGGACUGUGUACUGCCGUGUGAUCCGAGAGAAGAACCUGUGCCAGGACAUGAGAUGGUACCAGCGCUGCUGCGACACCUGCAGAGACUUCUACGCCAACAAAACACCCCGCAAGAGUUAAUGAUCAGAGCACUCACACACAUACUGUACACAGACAGACACACACUUCACCUAGGGCUACGACUUUAGAUGUUUCUGUAACACUU
This is a messenger RNA of Oncorhynchus gorbuscha (pink salmon), 3550 nucleotides long. RefSeq names its product A disintegrin and metalloproteinase with thrombospondin motifs 17-like. NCBI's taxonomy places the organism in Eukaryota, Metazoa, Chordata, Actinopteri, Salmoniformes, Salmonidae. The transcript is spliced from 24 exons. The record is from RefSeq and is a predicted model, not a curated record. The coding region runs from base 43 to 3465 and encodes 1140 amino acids. Gene Ontology annotation, molecular function: metalloendopeptidase activity. Gene Ontology annotation, cellular component: extracellular matrix. Gene Ontology annotation, biological process: proteolysis; extracellular matrix organization.